AUGGCAGUGAACCAGACGGCAGCGUUGAAGGUUUCGUCUAUAAAAAUCAUACGAAAUAAACAAACCGGACAGUCUAAAGGAUACGGAUUCGUGGAGUUUAGCUCUCGAGCAGCGGCUGAAAAGGUUUUACAGAUCUGUAAUGGUUCUCUGAUGCCAAAUACAGAGCAGCCUUUCCGUCUGAACUGGGCUUCGUUCGAUGUGAACGAAAGACGAUCUGAUGCUGGCCCCGAUCUAUCUAUAUUCAUAGGAGAUUUGGCUGCCGAUGUAACUGAUACGGUGUUGGAUGAAACCUUUUCUAGUAAAUUUCAAUCUGUCAAAGGAGCAAAAGUUGUUAUCGAUUCGAAUACCGGUCGUUCGAAAGGUUAUGGUUUCGUUCGGUUCGGUGAUGAAAAUGAAAGGUCGAAGGCCAUGACUGAAAUGAAUGGAGUGUAUUGCUCAAGUAGACCAAUGAGAAUUAGUGUUGCCACUCCCAAGAAAGCAUUUGGAUAUCAGCAACAGUAUUAUUCGCAAGGUAGACAAGCAUCGAAUGGUGCUGUGGAACAAGGUCUUCAUUCUCAUAAUGACUCGAACAAUGCUACCAUUUUUGUUGGAGGACUUGACUCGGAUGUUAGCAAUGAUGAUCUUAGACAACACUUUUCCCAGUUCGGUGAGAUCAUCUCUGUGAAAAUACCACUUGGAAAAGGAUGCGGGUUUGUGCUAUUUGCAAACAGAGCUUGAACGGAACAACCAUAGGCAAGCAGACUGUCCGACUUUCUUGGGGUCGAAGUAUUGGAAACAAACAGCGGAGAGCUGAUUCUGGAAACCAGUGGAAUGGAGGUUAUUAUUGACGGCAAGGCUACAGUGGUUACGGUACGGUUACGGUUAUGGCUAUGCAACACCACCAAGUCCGGGUCCUAGCAUGUACGCCGCUGCAGCUGCCGUUCCUAGUGCUUCUUAAGAGUGGUGAGAAGGAAGUUCUCUUCCUCGGGGAACUUGAGGAAGUACUUGAAGCAACACAGUCUGUGGAGUUCCAACGAUGUAUGGUUCCGCUUUUCAGACAGAUUGCACGUUGCCUCAAUAGCUUACAUUUCCAGGUGACCGAGAUUCCUAACAAUUUUCUUUAUUGCUGGAACAAGUCUUAACCAAGAUGAAGAUCAAAGUACUGCACUAAGUUAUAUAUGCAAUCAUUGCAAUACUUUGGCUUCAUCUAAAGCCUGAACCAGCCCUCUGUUGUACAUUGUUUCUUCUUCUUUUCUAAUCUUUUUCCUUUGAUUAAUGAGAUGUGAUGAUGAUUUGGCAUUAUUUUCUCACUAGGAUGAAUUAUGUCUUAGAAAUUCUAAUACUUUGUGUGUUUGUGUGUGUUUUUUUAUGUAUUAAAUUACAUAUUGAAUCAAUGUUUACGUAUUAAAUUUAAAUUAA
Messenger RNA from Gossypium arboreum, 1398 nucleotides. Its product is annotated as polyadenylate-binding protein RBP47-like. The record is from RefSeq and is a predicted model, not a curated record. Lineage: Eukaryota; Viridiplantae; Streptophyta; Magnoliopsida; Malvales; Malvaceae. Gene Ontology annotation, molecular function: mRNA binding. The transcript has 8 exons. Gene Ontology annotation, cellular component: cytosol. Bases 1 to 717 code for a protein of 238 amino acids.